Messenger RNA from Propithecus coquereli (Coquerel's sifaka), 1922 nucleotides. It is a transcript of the gene BEGAIN, whose product is annotated as brain-enriched guanylate kinase-associated. NCBI's taxonomy places the organism in Eukaryota, Metazoa, Chordata, Mammalia, Primates, Indriidae. The transcript has 7 exons. Gene Ontology annotation, cellular component: synapse. Bases 102 to 1922 code for a protein of 606 amino acids. The record is from RefSeq and is a predicted model, not a curated record.
CCGCGGUGCCCGGCGCGCCGCCCCUCGGAGGGGAGAGGGCAGCGGCGGCGGGACCCGAGCGCGGCGGCGGCGGCGGCGAGCAGCGCGGCUGCCCCGGGGCCAUGUGGACGGGCGGCCGCCGCCCGGGCCGGCUUCGCCGGGCGGCCUCUGCCGCAGACAUGGAGAAACUCAGCACGCUGCAGGAGCAGAAGGGCGAGCUGCGCAAGCGGCUGUCCUACACCACGCACAAGCUCGAGAAGCUCGAGACCGAGUUUGACUCCACGCGCCACUACCUGGAGAUCGAGCUGCGGCGCGCGCAGGAGGAGCUGGAGAAGGUCACGGAGAAGCUGCGCAGGAUCCAGAGCAACUACAUGGCGCUGCAGAGAAUCAACCAGGAGCUGGAGGACAAGCUGUACCGCAUGGGCCAGCAUUAUGAGGAAGAGAAGCGUGCACUGAGCCACGAGAUUGUCGCUCUCAACAGCCACCUGCUGGAGGCCAAGGUGACCAUUGACAAGCUGUCAGAGGACAAUGAGCUCUAUAGGAAGGACUGCAAUCUAGCGGCCCAGCUGCUGCAGUGCAGCCAGAUCUACGGCAGGGUCCUUAAGGUGUCCGAGCUGCCCUUGGACUUCCAGGAGCGUGUGAACCUGCACAUGGAGAAGCACGGCUGCAGCCUGUCCUCCCCGCUCUGCCACCCGGCCUAUGCCGACAGCGUGCCCACCUGCGUCAUCGCCAAGGUGCUGGAGAAGCCCGACCCCUCCAGCCUGUCGGAUGUCUCCGCCGGCGACCUGGCCUUCCGUGAGGGGGUGGAGAAGCCGGGCCCGCGGCCCCUGUACAAGGGCGACAUCUACUGCAGCGACACGGCCCUCUACUGCCCGGAGGAGCGGCGGCGGGACAGGCGGCCCAGCGUGGAUGCAUCUGUGAGCGACGUGGGCUUCCUUCCGGCGCAGAACUCCACCGACAGCGCGGCUGAGGAGGAGGAGGAGGCCGAGGCGGCGGCCUACCCGGCGGGCUACCAGCGCGAGGCCUUUGUCGGGUACGCGGCCUCGCUGCCCACGUCCAGCUCCUACUCCAGCUUCAGCGCCGCGUCCGAGGAGAAGGAGCACGCCCAGGCCAGCACGCUCACGGCGUCCCAGCAGGCCAUGUACCUGAGCGGCCGCGACGAGCUCUUCCGCCGAAAGCCGCCUGCCACCUACGAGGGCGGCCCUCACUUUGCCAAGGCCGCAGCCGCCGUGGCGGCCCCGCUGGAGCCCGGGAUGGCGUCGCGGUUCGGGAGGACCUUUGCACCGUACCAGGCCGAAACCUUCCGCUUCCCGGCCCCGCUGGACUCGCAGCCGCCCGUGAUGCCUCCGAAUCUGUGGAAUCUGCGGGCCAAGGCGGAGAAUGUCCGGCUCGCUAUGGCGGACAUGCGGGGCCAGUGGCGGCCCCUGAGCGUGGAGGACAUUGGCACCUACUCCUACCCGGCCAGAAACGCCAGCCGCCUGUCGCCCGGCGGCUUCUCUGAGCGCUACUACGGUGGGGGUGGGGGCAGCCCAGGUAAGGAUGCUGAGGGCCGCGCCAGUCCCCUGUACGCCAGCUACAAGGCUGACAGCUUCUCUGAGGGUGACGACCUUUCCCAGGGCCAACUGGCAGAUCCCUCCUUCCUGCGGGCGUGCGGCGAGCUGAGCCUCAGCCCCAGCCGCUCCGACGACCCACUGCCCAGCUAUGCGCCUAGCGAGGGGGACGGGUCCAGGCUCGGGGUGCAGCUGUGUGGGGGUGGCAGCAGCCCUGAGCCCGAUCAUGGCUCCAGGGACUCCCUGGAGCGCAGCUCGGUGGAGGCCUCCCCAGAGAUGCACCCUGCCGCCCGCCUCAGCCCCCAGCAGGCCUUCCCCCGCGCUGGCGGCUCCGGGCUGAGCCGCAAGGACAGCCUGACGAAAGCCCAGCUCUACGGAACCUUGCUCAACUGA